Molecule: messenger RNA, 8834 nt
Organism: Spirodela intermedia
Lineage: Eukaryota; Viridiplantae; Streptophyta; Magnoliopsida; Alismatales; Araceae
Source: the annotation of a GenBank genome assembly
AUGGAAGCUGCCCCGCAGGGGCUUGAAUCUGUCGCCGACGAGGAGAGUUUGGACGAAGGCGGGGAUUUUUACCCCGUAGAUCGCUCUCCGGGGAGCGGAAGGCCGGGCAGUGGCCACGGCAGGGGGGAUGAGAGAAACGAGGAUGAUUACGGAGUGGUCUCCGUGGACGUGGAUGUAUCUGGCAAGUUAUGGGAGAUGCCUUUGUUGGAGUGCUCCCCGCUGCUUCGCCCGGGGGGAGGGACAGUGGAGGGGCUUUAUGUGUACAACAACGCGUUCAGUCUAAUGCCCAGGUCUAUUUGGCAGUUCAGCCAGCUCAAGACACUCAAGUUCUUCGGUAAUGAAAUCAACGUACUGCCACCGGAGACUGGAGAUGUAUUGGAGUUGGAGAAGCUGCAGGUGAAGUUGUCGUGGCCGGGGUUCUCUGGCAUUCCGUUCCGAAAGCUGACAGCUUUAAAGGAGCUGGAGCUCUCUAACGCCUCUGCUAGGUCGCCGGCAUUCUCUAUAUUGACCGAAAUUAUUGGGCUUACUUGCCUCACGAAACUCUCCAUCUGUCAUCUCUCUAUUCGGUAUGUUGACGUAGUUUUUUUUUUUUUUUUUUUUUUUCUAGUUCCUUUACUUCUAGAGAAUUUUCAGAUCGCAACGAGUGCGGGUCAGAAAAAAAUCCAACUGAUGGCAGAGCUAAAGCCUAUGCAAUUGUUGAGUCCUUGUGUAACUUUGUUGGGAAACUACAUUGAUGAAGGAUGUGGUUACAAUCAGAACAAAUAAUCUUGUUGCAGUUUUGUAAGAGUUGCUGCGAUAUGUUAGGCAAUUGGUGCAUUCUAAUAUUCUAAAACCUGGUUGUGGAACACUCUUCCACGCUGCAUUUAUAUUUCUUUAUUCAACUUUCCCUGUUCCCAUACACCUACAAGCAUCUUUGUUGGAGUCCUAGAAGCGUGUAUCCUUUGAGUAUCUUGUAGAUACUCCUGAGAUGAUUUACUAUUUUUUCUUUUUAACCAGGGAUGGAGUCACGGGAGCUGCAAUCUAUGAGAAAUCCUAAUUUGUAUAUAGCCUAGUUGUUAGUAAAAAAAUUAGUGCAAUGACCAAUUGAGUUGACACUUUCAAGAGCUGAUAAAAUUUCCUCCCAUCAACAUAGACAAACCUUUAAAGAAAGUCAAGCAACCGAAAAAAUCUUUCUUUCGACAAUAUCCAUUCUCAUUCUUUUAAAAGGACAUUUGAAACUGUUUGCGUCUGUGAUUUUUUCCUUCGGAUCCUUUUUUGGUUGAUUUGAGGUACAAUACUCAGUUUGAUUAGUCGGUUCUUCCAGCUCUUUAUCAGAUCAGGAUGAAGAACGCUUGGGCUGCUACAGCCAGGCCACGACUUCUUUGAGAAGGUGAAGGAGACUGGAUAUUAUUUUUCAGGAAGAGAGGAAGGAAGAGCUAAGAGUUGAGUUGUAGAGCAGGAUAUCGUGAGAGAGAAUGAGGAGGCUGCAGGUAUGGAGUUGGGUGAAGAAAGAGAUUAAACAUAUUCGGUGGGAAGUGAUGACAUGGUUAGGUUUUGUAGUAGCCUGUGGACUUGUUAUUACAUAACAGAAAAAGAGAGGAUGAUGGGGGGAAAAUGUGGACUUGUUAAUAACUCCAUUUCCUUAGGAGUGAUUUUCGUGGAGAUCUAUGACAUGGCUUUCUUGGAUCGACCUAAAAUCAUAGAUCCUCACAAGUGGCCUUUUGGUUGCAUUCUGCUUAUAUACGAAGGUGUUCUUGGUUGGAAAUGUAACAUCCAGUCACAUCAUCAUUAGGCCGCGUCAUUAGCCACAACAUCAGCUGUGUGACAGUACCCUAUCACAUAUCUCCUUAAUGAGCCUUCACAUUUACUUUGGAAAUUUUUCCAUGUUUCCAUUAGUCAUAUUUUUCAUUUUCCUGAGGUAACCUUGCUAAAUCUCUUAAGUAGAUUUGAAAGUUGUUCCAAGUUUCCAUUAGUCAUAUUUUGCAUGAUUUUCCUGAGGUAACCUUCCUAAGUCUCUCAAGUACAUUUGAAAACUGUUCCAAGUUCCCUUUAAAUUAUUUCAAAAAGCCUAAGUCUCUCAAGUACAUUUGAAAACUGUUCCAAGCUCCCUUUAAAUUAUUUCAAAAAGUAUUAUAAUUCCCAUGUGUUUCCCAAUAUGGGAUUGUUGCGGAUCUGUAUAAUCUUCCUGCUAUUGAAAGGGGAAAUAGCAACAGUCCUAAUUUUCUUCUUCUUCUCUGUUACUUUUCUCCAUGGAACAGCUAUUUUUUGUCACUAGUUGUUGAUUGGUAGCUUUGCAUUUCUUGUCUAUUUAAAUUUCUUUUGGAUUAUAUUAUCUUAUCAGUAAUGAAGGAUUUUUACACAAAGGCGUGUGCCAAAACUAUUUUAUUUUUGUGAAAUUAAUGUUGCAGAUGUAAUUUUUUUCCCUGUGUGAUCUUUCUUGCCUGAGUAUGACUCAUGAAGAUAAUCUGCGAGUUGCUUCUGUUUUUAAUUAUUUUUCUGCAGAUAUCUUAAUAGCAUUUUCUUUCCAGGUACCUUCCUCCUGAAAUUGGGUUCCUCAAAAAGCUGGAAGAGCUUGAUCUUUCAUUCAAUAAACUUAAAAGCUUGCCUAACGAUCUCUCAGAGUUGAAUUCUCUUAAAUUACUGAAGGUUUCGAACAAUAAAUUGGUUGACUUGCCUUCAGGCCUUUCGUGCUUGCAAAGAUUGGAGAAUUUGGAUUUGUCAAAUAAUAGGUUGACAUCUUUGGGGUCUCUUGAACUUUCCUCAAUGCAUUCACUCCAUUAUUUAAAUCUGCAGGUAUCUCAUGGUCUAUAUAACCUUUCUUUGAUUAAGUUUUCUUUUUUAUAGUCUAUUUUUAUUUAUUUACUUUUUUUGAAGGUUUUUAGUAUACUCUAAAGUUCAGUUAAAUGUUUUGAUAAUGCUUUCAUGCUCAGGUAGGUCAUUUUUCUGGAUCUUUCAGUAUGUACGAACUCAGUUGUAUGCGGACAUGUAUCACCCUAUAAUGGUUUUAGGUGACCAAAGUUAACCAUGCAUACCAUUUUAUUCCCCGAUAUGAUGUCCUUUGAACUCCGUUGACUAGGAACUAUAACAUGAGCAAUAGCAUUAACUCAUUUUUUGUGUUCUUUGACUUAUACUAUUUAUUUAUAUUGCAGUACAAUAAACUUAAUGGCUGCCAAGUUCCUUCGUGGGUAUACUGCACCUUUGAAGGAAAUGAAAAGGAUAUAUGUAAAGAUGAUUGUAGUCGUUCUUCUCCAGCUUAUAGGGGGGUGAUUGAUGAUGCCAUUCAAGGGAUAGGUAUGAACCACUCCCAUAAUGGUAAGAAUUCUGACAUCUGAGUCAUUUCCUCUGGAUAUGUUCAAUGCCUUCAUUAUGCGUCGUUAAACUUUUGUAGUUGCAAACUACAGGUUCGGUCUGUAGUUCUCCAACUUCAUCAGAUGCACAGUUUUUUAGUAGAUGUAAUGCAUCAAGAAGAAUGAAGAAGAAGUGGACGCGUCGGCAUUAUUUCCAUCACAUUGCUCGUGUGGAGCGUUUGAAUCACAAUAGAAAGUUCAAAAGUCAAGAGCACGGGGAGUUUAAGACGAAGAAAUGGGCUGAAAAAUGGUGGCUGCAUGAUUUGUCCUUAUUUACCCAAGGAGAUUUUGAAAUGCGCACUCAUGUCAACGAAGAAGUGAUACUGAAGAAUCCACCAAAACCAAUCUCUAUUCUAGAAAAACCGUCGGGUUCUGAAGAUGACAAACGUGAUGAUUCUAAUCUUGUUGGCAAUACAAAUGAUAAAAAAAUCGACUCCCUUAUGAGAUAUCAAAAAGACGAUUCCUCCUGUAUUACUUCUGCAGAUGCUUGUUUGAAUGGAUUAUCUGAUGGUGAACCUGAGCUUGAUAGUUCUUCUACCAGGCUACUUAAAUCAAAGGUGCUGGAUGAAGGGUCUUCUUCAGAGGAAUCUAAGAAUUCUCUUACCUCAAAACGUCACUGUGAUGUAAGCCUUGACAAUCCUAAGCGAAAGUGCCACAGACCUUUUGAGGGGUGUUCGUGCUUAUCUUGCAAGUACAGCUCUGAAUCGUACUGUGGCAUUGAUGAUCACAUACCAGAUGGCUUUUAUGAUGCAGGACGUGACCGCCGUUGCAUGCCAUUAUGUAACUAUGAUCAAAGUUUGUGCCUUGAUUCACGGGAAGUUAUUAUUCUGGACAGGUAUGGAAAUCUUUUGUGAAUUUUGCUUUAGGUUUCUUUUUUUUUAUAGUUUUUCGAUUCACAACUUCCGGGUAGUGAAUAUAAUUAUUUUAACACUUUGUGCUCGUUCCACCAGAGAAACAGAUGAGGAGCUGGAUGCUAUUGCUCUAUCUGCUAAAAAUAUGUUGUCUAAGAUGAGAAGGUCCAAUUCAUCUGAAAAAGAUACUGAGACUGUUGAUGACCUGCAUAGGGCAUCGAUGCUAGCACUCUUUGUGUCAGACAUUUUUGGGGGAAGUGAUAGGAGUUACACUGUUUUGAGGAUGCGGCAUUCUGUGUUGGGUUCGCCUGAGCAGCGGCCUUUUGUCUGCACAUGCUCUAUAGGAAACAAUAAUAAUGUCAAGGAGAAACCAAGGCACACAUAUGGUGCUUCAGGAAACAUCAAUUUUGCUGAUCUUAGUGAUAAAUCUCUAAGGAUGACCAAAGAGGCGCGCAACUCUGUCAUUGUGCCCAUCGGAGCAGUGAGGUUUGGUGUUUGUAGACACAGAGCAGUACUUAUGAAGGUAAUUAUUUUCUUUUAUGACAUUAGCAUUUCAUGCGAUUCUGUCUCCCUGAUGUUAUGAGGUUCUAACCAACAAUUUGAAACUUCAGUAUUUGUGUGACAGGGCAGAGCCUCCAAUUCCCUGUGAGCUAGUAAGGGGCUACCUAGAUUUCUUGCCACAUGCUUGGAAUGCUGUCUUCAUCAAGCAAGAACAUUCAUCAAUACGUAUGGUUGUUGAUGCGUGCUAUCCAGCUGACAUUCGAGAAGAAACAGAUCCGGAGUACUUUUGCAGGUCAGCUUGCGGCCAUUAUCACUUAAUUUGUUAGUGUAAUAUUCGUUUAGUUGUAACCCAUCAUCCUAUCACGGUUCACCAUUUACCAAGGAAUCACAUGUUUGGUAUGUAACAAGAAGAUGAAAAUUAUAAUGCAUACAUUCCUUAGUUUGGAAUUCCAGUUCUCAUUGCAUAAAUUUAACCAUCUAACAGAGAUGUGCUUUCUAAAUUCCAGUUCUUUUCCUUUGACAUAUCGAAAAUGGAGUUUAUCCUGCGCCUGCUGUUAUCUAAAUUAAACGCCCAACGAAAAUAAUUGAUGUUCCACAUUGGAUGCAUAUUCCCUAUAUUUAGUUAUAGUACACUUAUUUGAAUUCAGUUCUCUACUUUGGUCUUGUUUAAUUUCUUUUAUUGUGGCAGUCAUAGGCUGAUUUUGUUUACUAAGAAACUAUAUAAAAUUCAUGUUUUACUUUAUCAGGUAUAUUCCAUUGAGUCGGACGUAUAUUCCAUUCCCAAAUGAGAGCUCUGCCAUUCCUGGUCCUUUUCCUUCGCUACCAUUUUCCUUUCGAGACCACAGUGCAACAAUGGGUUGUGUGAAGCGAUGCAAAUUUGGUACCCUUACUGCUGCCGCAAAGGUUUGAUAACUCUUCAUUACAUAGUUAAUGUAGUAUUGAAUUCAAGUUUUGGGAGGGAAGGUGCAUUCGUUUAAUGACAGCUGAGAGUAGUUCAUGGAAAAAAUUUAUAAUCAUCAACUAGGAACUUCUCUUUCCAACUAUUAUUAGAGGUUACACCAGAAAUGGAAUCAUUGGAUUAGAAAUAUAUUGUCGUAUUGAAUGGGAAAAAACCAUCUGUUUUCUUCUAUUUCCAAUGAUCACAAGUGAUUGUAUAAAUAACAAGUGAUUGUAUAAAUAACCAAAUAAUUUUCUGGAGUCGAGAAAUAUUGUAUUAUUCGUGAUAAUUCAAUAAUAUAUCUUCAGAGUCGAGAAAUAUUUCAUAACCUAGAAUCAAAGAAAUAAUAAAAGACACAGACUAGGGCUCAUGUAAACCAUCACUUAGAUGAAAAGGAUUAACAAAUUAUUCGUGAUGGUGUAUUAUUCGUGAUAAUUCAAUAAUACAUCUUUAGAGUCGAGAAAUAUUUUUCCUCUAUUGAUUGUGUAUCUCUGCGCAAAAGAGGUAGGUGCCACCUCGUAUGCAGUAGAUGAGUUCCUGAUUAUGAUGAUUAUGUUUCGAUUUCCAUUGCUUCACUAUCGUUACAAUUAUCUAACAGAUCCCGAUUGGCGUUGCAGACGUGGAUCCUAAUUUGUUAAUCCUUCUCAUCUAGUGUGCUGGUUUACAUGAGCCCUAGUCUGUGUCUUUUAUUAUUUCUUUGAUUCAAUGUCCUAUCAUCCUUCCUUUUCAUUCAUAACCUAAAUAAAAAGAUGAUCAUCUCUGCUUACUUGACUUUGUCUCUCUUGAGACAUAUCCAAAGCAUGUCGAUUGACUUUCACGGUUUUAUUUGAGAGUAAUAGUUCAAUAUCCUUGUUCUCAAUAUUUUAUUCUCUCCUAGCAUGCAUUGGAUGACUAGUGCCUAUAGUUGAGAUUACAUUUGAAUGCUUUUUGGGUGUUUCGUAACAUCUGAACUGCUGCAGGUACGGCGUUUGGAAAUAUGUGGGAUAUCAGACGAGGAUAUUAAAAUAUUCGAGUACACAUUUUUAGGAGAAUUAAGAAUGUUGGGUGCUUUGAGAAAACACAAAUGCAUAGUAGAAAUUUAUGGGCACCACCUUUCUUCUAAGUGGGUUGCCUCAUCUAAGGGGAAAAGGGAACAUCAGGUACUGCAGUCGGCUAUCAUAAUGGAGUACAUUAAAGGAGGAUCUUUAAAGGUAGGAAUUUGAGGUUCUUCAGUUGUUAUCAACUUCUUGAGCAUCUCUAUCCAUCACUAAAUCCCCUGGGCAUUUUACUGUCAUGCAGAAUUACUUGAGAAAAUUAUCUGAAAUGGGAGAGAAGCACAUCCCCCUGAACUUGGCGCUGUAUAUCGCCCGAGAUGUUGCAUGUGCUUUGGUGGAAGUUCACUCAAAGCAUAUUAUUCACAGGGACAUUAAAAGCGAUAACGUUUUGAUUGAUCUAGAUAGUCAGAGGAAAGACAGUGCACCAAUUGUCAAGCUCUGUGAUUUUGACAGGGCCGUUCCUCUUUACUCCUUUUUGCAUACGUGCUGUAUCUCACAUCUUGGCAUCCAUCCACCUGAUGUAUGUGUCGGGACGCCCUGCUGGAUGGCUCCAGAAGUACUGUUAACUAUUCAUGAAAGAGCUGUCUAUGGCUUGGUAAGUCCUUUUCUUUGUCUCUUACAAAAAUAUUCAUUUAAUUUCUUGCAAAUUUCAUGAAAUAUUUCCAAGUUUUUAUGGUUUUUAUAUGAUUGGAAAUCACGAAACAUUACCAUGGAAUAUAUUGUUUAAAUGCGGUACAGGAGUUUCUACUUGUUAACAUGGUAAAAUGCUAUUGCUCAAUCAUAGAAUGGUAAGUGAUAUCGUGUCUAGAACUGCCUGGCCUAUAGUUAUGCUAUUGCUGAUUACAACUGGUACCUCUUCUAUUGAAUGGCCUAAACAGUAGGUAACUUUAUAGGUGACCAGGCUCAAUAUAGCGAAUACGUAAGCUUCAGUUGCAUAUGCUGGUUUAUGACUGAAUAUGUAUUCUCUAUCACUGAAACUCCCUCCGAAUCCUGACUAAGUACGUUCAAGCUUUGUUGUUGCCACCAUUUCAAGCGAUGAAUUCUAGCUUACAAUCAACCAAUGAUAGAAAGAAUGUUGAGCAGAAUUGGAAUACCUAGGCUGAUUGCGAUUCCGUUAUUCACCAAUUGUGAAUUCGAAAAGAUCAUGUACAUGUUGAUUGUCCUUUUGAUUCGUUAGUGCUAGAUGUCAAUGAUUAGCUUAAGUGACAGACAACAAUUUGGUGUAAUAAUUUUUGGAUAAAUUUCUUCUUAUUUCACGUUAUGUUUCGGGUAAUUAUCUCCUGCCUUGGCUUUUUGUUUCGUCGCAGCAGACUUUUAGUCUUAUGGUGCAAGAGUCAACUUCGUGUACCAUCCAUUCACUAUGGAAGAAAUUCUCUGGGGAGAAUUUGCCAUAUAUUUUGUUCUUGCCGUAAUGUAUUUAGCAUAAGUUGGACUCGUGAUUAAUGAUGCCUUUUAUAAUGCCAUCUACAACAGUGAAAUAAGAUGACUAGGUGGAUUCUCAGUUCUAGUUUCUAGUUUCUCUUCAAUGACUUCUCCACGUGGUUGCAGGAGGUGGACAUCUGGUCGUUUGGUUGCCUAAUCUUAGAGCUACUGACUCUAAAAAUCCCAUACGAAGGACUUUCCGAUUCAGAAGUCCAGGAGCUCCUACAGGUCUAGUGAAGUUCAACUUGGCCCCCUUAUAGCAUUCUUGGCCCAAUUUCGUUCUACAAAAGCUGUUUCAUUUUUUCGAUUUAAUCAAGUAUCUUGGCUAGGAUUUUACUUGUUCAGAGUCAUUCAUUUCUCAAGCAUCCUUGAUUCUACAGAACAUACUUUCCGAAUCAUUUAUCUACGCAUGAAAUUACGAACUGAUAUGCUGCGAUUACAUGUUUUCUCGCUUAUAAUCUCUAUCUCUUAUAGUCUCCUGUGUGUUCUUUGUAAAUUCACUGUAUAAGUUCGUUAGUCACUGAGGCGGUUGUCUCAAUCGCAGAGGAAGCAGCGCCCACAGCUCACGCCGUGGUUGGAAGAGCUCUCAUUAUCAGAUGGUCUGAUCUCAUCGAGCUUUGGGUUACUGUACUCAGAAGUUGAAAUUGAAAUUCUGAAGCUGCUUGUAGAUCUGUUCUAUAAAUGCACCAAGGGAAACCCCUUUGAUCGCCCUACUGCUCGUCAAAUAUAUGAUGCUUUGUGCCAGGUCAAGGUUUCUGCUUAG